Salvia hispanica is the source of this 2440-nucleotide messenger RNA. The record is from RefSeq and is a predicted model, not a curated record. Lineage: Eukaryota; Viridiplantae; Streptophyta; Magnoliopsida; Lamiales; Lamiaceae.
AUGGCAAAGCUAGAAAUCGAUGAAGGAAAUUCAAGGAAUGUAAGUUUAAGAUUGAUUGGUAAACGAUGUAGAGAUGACAGAACUUAUAAUUUACCUUCUGUAUCUGAAGUUGCUGCAUUAAUAGUUGGUGAUUUUGACGAAGCUUUGGGUGAUAGAGACAUUAUUGUUGAAUCCCAGAAUGGUGAACUGCAACGUAUCCCUGAAUUGCAUCCAUCUUUUCUAGGUUUACAAUAUCCUAUUCUAUUCCCUUAUGGUGAAGAUGGUUAUAGAGAAGAUAUUGAUUUUGCAAUUUCUAACAAUUCUGGUUUGAAUAGUAGAAAGAAAAUCAGCCCAAGGGAAUAUUUCUCUUUCCGUUUGCAACAAAGAGAAGAUGAACCUCCCACUAUUUUGCAUGCUCGAAGAUUGUUCCAGCAAUUUGUAGUUGAUGCAUACACAAUGAUUGAAGCUGGACGACUGAGGUUUGUUCGAACACAUCAAAAGCAAUUGUGCGCCGAAAUGUACAAAGGUUUAAAUGAUGCAAUUUUGAGGGGUGAGACUGAUCCAUCUACCCAAGGCAAGCGAGUUAUUUUGCCUUCCAGUUUUGUUGGAGGUGCGCGCUAUAUGAUUCAAAAUUAUCAAGAUGCAAUGGCUCUUUGUGGAUGGUUUGGUUAUCCCACUUUGUUCAUUACUUUCACUAGCAAUCCAAAGUGGCCUGAGAUUGUUAGGUUUGUCGAUAGUAGGGGCUUGAAAUAUACUGAUCGUCCAGAUAUUGUUUGUCGAAUAUUCAAAGUUAAGUUAGAUGAGUUAAUCAGAGAUAUCCGUAAGAAUAAGAUUUUUGGCAAUGUUCAAGCAGUUAUUUACACUGUGGAGUUUCAGAAGCGUGGAUUGCCUCAUGCGCAUAUUUUGUUUUUUCUUAGUAAGGAAGACAAACAGAUUGUUGUUGAGCAGAUUGAUAAGUUUAUUUCAUUUGAAAUUCCUGCAGUUGAAAUUGAUCCUUUCUAUCAUGCUAAUGUUGCUGAAUUAAUGGUGCAUGGUCCUUGUGGUGUUUCUCGACCAUCAUCACCAUGCAUGGUGAAAGGCCGGUGUGGUAAAUAUUUUCCAAAAAGAUUUGUUGAUGCUACAACUUUUGAUGGAGAUGGUUAUCCUAUUUAUAGACGUAGAGAUGAUGGUCGAGUUGUUUUAAAGAAUGACAUUCCAUUAGACAAUAGAUAUGUUGUACCUCAUAAUCGUUAUCUAUUGAUGAAAUAUGGAGGUCAUAUAAAUGUAGAGUGGUGUAAUCAGUCUCGAUCUAUUAAGUAUUUGUUUAAAUACAUCAAUAAGGGGCUUGAUCGUGUUACUGCUACAUUUAUGGAAUCAGGGAUGGAUAGUAGUGAGAAUAAUAUUGAUGAAGUAAAGAUGUAUUAUGAUUGUAGGUAUGUUUCUUCUUCUGAAGCUGUUUGGAGAAUUUUUGGAUUUGAUAUGCAAUAUAAGGAUCCACCUGUUGAGAGACUGGGUUUCCAUUUUGAAAAUGAACAGAGUGUAAUUUUUUCUGAAUCUGAACCUCUUGAUAUUAUUUUGGAUCGAAGAACAGCUCAUCAAAGCAAGUUUUUAGGUUGGAUGGAAGCAAAUAAAAUAUAUCCUCAAGGUAGGGAUCUCACUUAUUCUGAGUUUCCAACAAGAUUUGUUUGGAAGGGUAAUUGUUGGCAACCUCGGAAGCAGAGAUUUGCUAUUGGGAGAAUGUUUUAUAUUGCUCCUGGUUCUGGUGAAAUGUACUACUUGAGAUGUUUGUUAAAUAUAGUUCGUGGAGCUACAUCUUAUGAAGAAAUUCGGUGUGUGAAUGGAAUUCAGUAUGAUACAUUUCGAGAGGCUUGCUUUGCUUUAGGUUUGCUGGAUGAUGAUAAGGAAUAUGUUGAUGGUAUUACUGAGGCAAAUUUGGUGUUGAAUGAUGAUGAAAUAAAAAAUUUGGCAUUGGUUGAGAUUGAUAGACUUUUGGUGAAAGUUGGUCGGAGUUUGCGUGAUUUUGAUGAUAUUCCUUAUCCAUCGUCUGAAAAUUAUCAAUUAUCAGUUGAUGGAUUGAUUAAUGAGGAACUAUGUUAUGAUCACGCAUCUUUGUCAAAAGAUCUUCUCAACUUUAUAUCAAAAUUCACUGAUGAGCAGCGACAUGUAUAUGAUGUCAUUAUGACUUCUAUCAAUUCAGAUAUUGGUGGAAUGUUUUUUGUCUAUGGAUAUGGAGGUACUGGUAAAACCUUUAUUUGGAGAUCUUUGUCGGCAGCUAUACGUUCUAAAGGAGAAAUUUUUUUAAAUGUGGCUUCAAGUGUUAUUGCUUCAUUGUUAUUGCCUGGUGGUAGGACAGCUCACUCCCGGUUUAAGAUUCCUAUAAACCCAAAUGAGGAUUCAGAUGAAGCUCCAAUGAUCCAUAAGUAUUGUAUUGAGGCUUUGGAUAAGAGUUUGCGGGAUAUCAUGCGAAGUGACAUUCAUUCAA